AUGGACGAGGACAACAUCGGUAACAGAAUUCACAGGCUAGCUACCCACGAGUGGGCCAAGCGAUCCCUUGACGACUACGGCAAUGCAGGCGUCGAGAGAUUGGCAUCAGGCUAUCGCGAGGGUCAAACAUGCACAUGGCAGCUGAAAAACAAUGGAUCCUUCAACUCUUGCCAUAAGGUUCUAUUCGACGAUGGAACAGCAUGGGCUGUCCGGUUUCCUAUACCUGGCCGUGUCAUGAAUCCAUACGAGAAGAUCUGUCGGGAAGUGGCCAUCAUGAAAUUUGUCAGGGAGAACACCAGCAUACCUGUUCCAAGAGUCAUAGCUUUCGGCACUGCUGCAGAAAAUCAUGAUCCCGCCAUAGGACCAUUUCUCAUAACAGAAUGGAUCGAAGGUAAACCCGUCACAGCAUUUCUUGAGAAACUUCCACGACCAAGUUGGGGCCCUGUGUUCCGAGACGACAUUGGAGAAACCCAGCUUCGUACUAUCUAUAGCCAGAUAGCUAGCAUUCUUCUGGAGCUUGCGCAACACGACUUUGACAAGAUUGGCACGCUAUCUGCGGGCCAGAAUCAUUCAGAAACCUCUGUGUGGUCUGUCAAAUCAAGACCAAUGACCCUCAGGGUAGACGAUAUCGAGGCAGGUGGCAAUGUUGUUGCAGACAAUCACAACCUGCCUGCUUUCACCACCGCCACUGAAUAUAUGCAAAACCUUGUACAACAGAACAUCACACAUCUAUACGAACAGAGAAACUCUGUUGAUGAUGCUGCUGAUGCUCGACGCAAAUUCGUUCUACGCUGCCGCAUGAGAGAAUCGGUCCCAUAUUUCGUCUCUGCAGACCACAACGCCGGUCCGUUCAAACUGUUCUGUGAUGAUUUUCGCUUCGGCAAUAUAUUGAUGAACGAAACAACCCUCAAGUUCACUGGCGUCAUCGAUUGGGAAUGGGCAUAUGCCGCCCCUUAUCAAUUCUUGUUCUGUCCACCUUCGUGGCUGAUCUUGGAGCGGCCAACUACCUGGACGAAAGACGAAGAACAACAAUACGAUGAGAAGUUAGCGAUAUUUCUGGAAUGCCUGGAAGAGGAGGAGGACAAGAGACAAAGCGAAAAGUUCCAGAAAAUCUCGGGAGAUCAACGCAUGUCAAGCUUGAUGCGCAAGUCUUACGAAGAUGGAACNUUUUGGUUCAUGGCACUUCUUCAGGAGGCCUUUGCUUUCGACGAGGAGGUCCUAUGGCUGAANCCUCGAAAAGUGCUUCGCAAAAGGGAAUUGCUAGACGUGGGUGUACCCAGUGAAAGAUACAUCGAGGAAUUUGUGGAAAAGAAAGUGCAAGAUCUGGAGAAAUACAAUCAAGAUCUGCUUCUUGCAAAAUUGAGGUAUGGCACUGAUCUGUGA
Molecule: messenger RNA, 1383 nt
Organism: Aureobasidium musti
Lineage: Eukaryota; Fungi; Ascomycota; Dothideomycetes; Dothideales; Saccotheciaceae
Source: the annotation of a GenBank genome assembly